Messenger RNA from Stylophora pistillata, 803 nucleotides. RefSeq lists its product as uncharacterized. Gene Ontology annotation, biological process: carbohydrate metabolic process. Lineage: Eukaryota; Metazoa; Cnidaria; Anthozoa; Scleractinia; Pocilloporidae. The record is from RefSeq and is a predicted model, not a curated record. Gene Ontology annotation, molecular function: racemase and epimerase activity, acting on carbohydrates and derivatives.
AUAAUUUUUGUUAUUGGUCUGUUUUGGUAAUUUUAUCUAUCAAGUUGGUGUUUCAGAUAUGCAUAUGAUGGUUGCCAAUCUAGAGUAGGUAAAAUACUGUCUUUAUUAGUUAUCAACGACAUUUCCAAAUUGAAAGAACCAGUAAAAUGUCGUAUUACGAUUACUUGAUUUCUAAUAGUGGGUGGAUGACAUAGCAGAUGCGGGGGCUGAUCAAUACACCUUUCAUUUGGAAGCAACAGGUCAAACACCUCAGAACUAAGUACAGGGUUUUGGACAUUGAAGUUGAUAAUGGAGUAGGAAUUCCUACGAUUGAAGCAGCUGCUCGGGCAGGGGCCAGUGUGAUUGUAUCUGGCAGUGUCAUCAUCAAGAGUGGUAAACCAAAGGAGGUGAUUGAUGCCCUCAGAGCAACCACAGAAAAAUGGAUAAAGAUUAAUAGUGAAACAAGUCAAUGAAUCAAUUAGUUUGUCAGUGACAGUUAUAGGGAAAUUUUCAGCUUUGAAUAUUGCCAAGAAAGACCAAAUGGUCAUGUAUUUAAUUGGAAUAUUUUCUAAUGUUUACAUUAAGCUGCAAGGGCAUUUCAUAAAAAAAUAGAUAGAUUGCCAAGCAUUACUGUAAAAUUUUUCUAAAUCCAAGUCAGGACAGACCUUGUUUUUCAUAGCACUACAGUUUGUACAUGUGCAUGUAGCUGGAUCAGGGUUACAAUUAUCCUUCAUUCACCAAUAUUCUUAAAAUUUGCUCUCCAAUAUCUAGUGUCACAUAUUUAUCUGUUUUGGGUACUCCACCCAUUUCAUCUCAUACAAAAG